Amoebophrya sp. A120 is the source of this 181-nucleotide messenger RNA. The record is from the annotation of a GenBank genome assembly. Lineage: Eukaryota; Dinophyceae; Syndiniales; Amoebophryaceae.
CUCCAACCUUCAUCCUCGGCCUUUCCGCAAAGACCUUCUGGAUGGUGGCCAUCAUCACUUCCACUGUCAUCCUCAUCGCCAUCGGACUCGGUGUCGGUAUUCCGCUUGCCCUGCAACACGCGGCACGGCAGAGACAAGGCAAUAGUACUUCUUCUGGUGGCACAAACAACGGGCAGAACAA